AUGCGCGGUCUUACCACGACUACCCUCGGCGGGCUGAUCAGUCUGGCCUCUUCUCAGCUGAUUGACCUCGAUUAUGUUGAGUCCGUUCCCGACCCAACCUACACCAUUAUUCCUAAUCAGAGGGCACAAGUUGUCACAUACAAUCAGGACCCUGCAAUUGCUUCAGAUGUUGCUGAGGCCUUGCACUUCCUUGCAGAUGGGAAUCUGGCCAGUCAAGCCUUGAACGCUCGUACACCUGAUGGAUAUACUAGGACGUACCAGAACCUGAAAUCAUGUGUUCAGGCCAACGGAUACAUGGGAUAUACAAUCAUGUCUAGCUACAAUGUUCAGGAAUAUGCCGAUAGAUGCUCUCGCACUAUUGGCUGCCAAGGCUUCAACACCUACUUUGAACGCAGUCCAAACAAGGUUCCUGGUCCUGCUUACUUCAAUCCAGAGGGUGCGGCCAAUCCCUUUUGUGUUCUCUGGGGAGGUCCCAUCACCCCCGAAAAUGCUUGCAACGAGGGUCAAUGGCGUGAGCAAUAUCAUGUGGUAAUCACCGCAUCUAACGGAUACGUGUUGACUUCGUCGCUCAACCCGCUCUCAAACAAGGCCAUCAAUGCCCCCAUCGACUGCAAUAACGACGACUCUUACAUGGGCAUGAGGCUGGUGAACGACAACGCUCCCUUCGAUCCCCAGCGUUGUGAGGCCAUUUGCGAGGCUACCUCGCAAUACAACAUCGACCACCUCGGAGAUGACCCCUCCAAGCCUCCUAGGCUUUGCAAAUUCUAUAUCACUUAUAUCCUCAACAGAAACUCCUAUUCCCAAGCCUACGCAGUCAACAAUGGCCAAUGGCGUGGCGAUGACCACUACACAAUCUCCUCCAGCGUAUUUUUUCACAAUGCCACUGAUGUCACUACCCCGGUCUGUCCAGCCCAUAUUGAUAGGCUUUCGAGCACUAUUACAAGCUACACUAGCACCACCACCAUUGAGGCCUGCGGCGCUUCCACUGCUCCUGCCAAGCUUGAUGGGGAAUCAGGUGCUAUUCUCGAAGCUGUCGUCGCCGUCUACCCUGAAAAGGUAGAUAAUGCUACGGUCACUGGAAGCGCACCUGCUAUGGUAACCAUCCCAGCCGAGCAAUUGGAUGCACCUGGCGUAUACGCCUCAGCCUCUUCUGCAGCGAUUGCUCAGCUUACAGGAUCAGAUUCCGACUCCACAACUCCGGUAUCCCCUACAUGUUCUUCCGCUGUGAUCUCUAGCGCUUGCUCUCGUAUAAUCAGCACAGUCACACCAACUGUCACAGUGCGGGCACAAGCUACCGAGACGACCUACAACAACUGUGCCCAAUACCCCACUACCUGCCAAAAUGGUUCACUACCUCGUAUAAUUGCUGGAUCUUUCAGCAGCUCUUCUCAAAGCAUCGACGACGGUUACUUCACUGUUGACCUCCCAUUUCAGAUUUGUAUCUAUGGGACGUUUAGUACAAGGGUCAACCCUAGUAGUAACGGCCUCAUCACGCUCGGAGACUAUGGCGUAGCAGACUUCUUCAACUAUAAUAUCCCCAAUUAUAUGAGCGGGGCAGUGCUUAUGGCCAUCUGGGAUGAUCUCUUCAUUGCUAGGGGCAAGCAACACUGCAUGGACUAUAGCCUCUGCGGAGAUGCAGGCCAUUGCACUGUGACGUUCGAUUGGAGAGUUACUUACUGUUGCGAUUCCACAGGCAACGCUAUAUACAUAUUCUCUGCGACAUUUUUCGAGAACCAUCCUGGUCGCGUGCGAUUGAAUUACUUUGGUACACCGGACCAGGGCUUCACUAGUGGACGACAAACCUUUUACAAGUAUUCAUACGACCAACCUUCAGUCAAUAGUGGCCUCAAACUAAUUUUUGAUCCUGCUGCCAACUAUUUCGGCGAGGCUCGAACUAGUCCUUAG
Messenger RNA from Bipolaris victoriae FI3, 1905 nucleotides. RefSeq lists its product as hypothetical. The coding region runs from base 1 to 1905 and encodes 634 amino acids. The transcript is spliced from 8 exons. NCBI's taxonomy places the organism in Eukaryota, Fungi, Ascomycota, Dothideomycetes, Pleosporales, Pleosporaceae. The record is from RefSeq and is a predicted model, not a curated record.